Molecule: messenger RNA, 891 nt
Organism: Glossina fuscipes
Lineage: Eukaryota; Metazoa; Arthropoda; Insecta; Diptera; Glossinidae
Product: leucine-rich repeat-containing protein 57
Exons: 1
Coding region: 121-837 (238 amino acids)
Molecular function (GO): protein binding
Source: RefSeq, a predicted model, not a curated record
CAUACUUUCACACAUACCAGUAUUAGCAUUCACUAUUUAUUUGUUUAAACUUUCUCAAUUUCCACUUAUAAAAACUAAAAAUAUAUUUGAUAUCUUCAAGACUCAUCAAGUGCCCUAGACAUGGGGAACAAGCAAAUCAAGCAACAUUUGGAAACGGCACAGAAAACUGGAAUCUUGAAAAUUUCUUUACAGCGAUUGCAAGACUUUCCUCCUCAACUCAAGGCGUAUCCAAAUGUUUUAAAAACAUUGGAUUUGUCACAAAAUCGAUUUGAACGAAUACCCGAAGAAAUUGGUCGAUUAACGCUACUAAAGCAUCUCAAUAUGAGCGGUAAUCAAAUAGUAGAAUUACCACAAGUGCUGGGUGAGUUGAUGAAAUUAGAAGUGAUGCUAAUGAACGAUAACAUGAUUGCUAAGAUACCUGAUUCGCUGUCAAAUUGCACCAAUUUAAAAACCGUGAAUUUAAGCCACAAUCAAAUUCGAGAAUUUCCGACAAUGCUAUGCGGUCUUAAACACCUUGACAUUCUCGAUUUAUCACGAAAUAAAAUCACUUCUAUACCCAACGAAAUUGCUACGUUGCAUGUGACGGAAUUAAAUCUGAAUCAAAAUCAAAUAUCAAACUUAUCCGAAGGAGUGGCCGCAUGUCCAAAACUAAAAACUUUACGUUUAGAGGAGAACUGUUUGCAAGUAACAGCUUUUACACCACGGAUACUCAAAGAUUCAAAAAUUACUAUAUUGGCCGUCGACGGUAAUUUAUUUAAUUCAAAACAAUUUAGCGAUUUAGAAGGCUACGACGUUUAUAUGGAACGCUAUACGGCGGUAAAGAAGAAAAUGUUUUAAGUUUCCUAACUAAUCUUAAUAAAGUUGAGAAAGUGAGAGAAGCAAAAAAUAUGA